AUGUACCAGCACCUGAACAACAGCAUCUAUAACUUUCUAUACGAUUCGGUCGUCAACACCUACCUAAUUGAGCACUGCAGUCUAUCGCCCGCAGGGUCUGAGCAGCACGGGGUCGUGGUUCACUCGCACAGUGACUACUUUGCUUCCAUCUCCUUCCCCGCAGUCGCCGAGCUGGCGCUCAGGGUGAACAAGUUGGGCAAGUCUAGUGUGACGUACGAAAUUGCUCUGUUCGAGAAGGGAGUCGACCAGGUGAGAGCAGUCGCGGAGUUUGUCCACGUCUUUGUCGAGAGAUCUACCGGCCGCCCAACCGCAUCUGGCAUGACGGACGAAAUGCGGAGGGGGCUGGAGCAAAUUCAGGUGGUGAAGGCCAGAGAAAAUAAGCUCUGA
This is a messenger RNA of Colletotrichum spaethianum, 387 nucleotides long. RefSeq lists its product as uncharacterized. NCBI's taxonomy places the organism in Eukaryota, Fungi, Ascomycota, Sordariomycetes, Glomerellales, Glomerellaceae. The transcript has 2 exons. Gene Ontology annotation, molecular function: fatty acyl-CoA hydrolase activity. Bases 1 to 387 code for a protein of 128 amino acids. The record is from RefSeq and is a predicted model, not a curated record. Gene Ontology annotation, cellular component: mitochondrion.